Messenger RNA from Bombus impatiens (common eastern bumble bee), 650 nucleotides. RefSeq names its product cytochrome c oxidase subunit NDUFA4 (gene ND-MLRQ). The transcript is spliced from 4 exons. Bases 178 to 429 code for a protein of 83 amino acids. Lineage: Eukaryota; Metazoa; Arthropoda; Insecta; Hymenoptera; Apidae. The record is from RefSeq and is a predicted model, not a curated record.
CAUUAAAAAGUAUUGCAGCGUUAAUCUAUAUUGACUUUAUUAUCGAUGCUUAAAAUGCUAUAGGUUCGUUUUCAUAAAAAUUUCAUUCAGAAUUCGAAAUCUGCAAAUUGCACUCUCUGUACUGAUCUGUAUCAUACUCCACGUGGUGCCUGGCCUCUAUUUUAGUACUACAGCAAGAUGGCUAAAAUGCAAGGUCUUUCGUGGCAAACCUUUAAAAAGAAUUCGAUGUUAGCUCCGCUGUUCUUUUGUAUCGGAUUCGGAGCAUUGUUCUCAUCGGGUUAUUUAUUACGUCUGGCUUUGCGGAGCCCCGAUGUUACUUGGAAUUCUAGAAAAAAUCCUGAGCCAUGGAACGAAUAUAAAAACAAAGAAUAUAAGUUCAUAUCGAUUCAAGAUAAGUCUAAGCACUAUGCUUCACCUCCAGAGUACUAAAAAGCAUGUUCUUUGCUAAAUUAGUGCUAGUUAGAGAAAGUUAAAUGAAAUUGAAUUAACUUGUAAUAUACAUAUGUAUGUAGAUGAUUCUCAGUUAUGAUAGUUAUUAUUAUUAUAGUGUAAGUGAUAAUUAACAACACUGUCAAAUUAUAAAUACAUUGUAUACAUAAAAUUUAAGUGGUAAAUAAUAUUUAAAUACGAAAUAAACAUUUAUAUAUACA